AUGAUUGUUCAAUCAGCACCUUUAAUAUUGAAACAACGUAAUCAACCUAGUCGAGAAUGUCUCUACGCGUGGUAUCCUGAAGUAGUACCAGAUACAGGUAUCACAACAACAAUGGCGCCAAGGGAUAUCUAUAUUAAUAAAGGACUCGACAAGGAUCUUCUACAACAAGAUACAAUCACGGCGAGUUGUAAUAACAGUAAUAAUAAUAACAAUGUUAAUGAUGUUUUACAACGUUACAAGCAGAGUAUAGCGUCAAGUGAACGAGCGUACCAUUCGGCAGGCACUAUUGAUGAAGCAUUACGUACACCGUGGGCAUUACAUUAUGAAAUAGAACGACGGCCAGCAACUCCAAAUCUUCCUUCAACUUCGACUGAUAUGCCGAUACACGAAGAAGUGCCGCGACGUUUGAAGAGUGCUCCGCUGAUCCGUACGCUUCCAUCAACAUCCGUUCUAACGGUUCCGGAACCACGAUUUAUGACACCUUUAGUUUCUGCUCCUACACAUCAACCCGCACCAACACAACCACUACCACCGUCAGCGACAGCAAACAAACCUCGAGUUCGAGCUUCAUCAGCUCGAGGACGUUUGAAUACAUCAGUUACUUUCAAUGAGGAACAAUUAAAUUAUCAUAAUCGUCAAGAACAACGCCGAGAAAGUCGAUCAGCUCAAAGAACGCCUCAAUACAAAGAAACACAAGUAGCAAAUGAAAUCAAUCCGAUCGUUCGCACGCAAGUUUAUACCGAAGCAACACCACCGCAUCAACAGCAACAACAACAAUCAUCUGUAAUUGUUCCCUCGACGACCACGCCGUCUGUUUAUGUCUAUCAAAGAUCUGCCACGUGGUGUGGAAAUGAUCAACCUGCUUGUUGUACUAAAGUGGAAACUAGUGUUCCUGUUGUCCUCAAUCCAUAUUAUAUUCGUCGGCCAGGUGUUGUCUCAGCUACUAAUGCCGCCAAAAAAACAGUUGUUCAGGAUUAUACAACGACAAGAAAACCAAGUAAACAUCGUCGACGCGUUCAUCAUCCUCAUCACCAGCAUCAUCAACAGCAUUCUCGCCAUCAGAAAGAGAAACGUAAUGAACCCAUGCUUGCCACAGCACCCCUAUCCUAUUCGACAAAAGUACCGGUUGAAAUCGAUGGCGUGAAAUUACUUUACGAUCCUACGUUAUCAUUAGAUGAUCCAUCAUCAAACCUUAAAAAGUAUCUGAUCGAAGGUCGUCUCUAUCUCAUCAAAGAUCAAUGUUACAAUGUCGUAGAAAACGUCGACGCCUAUAAUCGGACGCAAACUCCGACUCCGACUCCAACUCACACUCUUCCACCACGUCCGAAAUAUUACAAAACAAUUCCAAUAGAAAAACUUCAAAUACCAAAGCCAGCACCUGACGUACAUUACAACGCGUCGGAAACCUUCUUCUACAAUACGAUACCCAAGCGAGUACAUCGCUAUGUAAUCGAUCCGAAUUUUAUCUCCGAGAACCUAAAUGUGAAUAAAAUGCCGCUUUCGCAACGUCCACCAACAGCGAACGCUACUCACUCAACAAUAAGUGAUGUCAACCGACAAGCCACGGUCUACGCGUAA
This is a messenger RNA of Adineta ricciae, 1578 nucleotides long. The record is from the annotation of a GenBank genome assembly. Lineage: Eukaryota; Metazoa; Rotifera; Eurotatoria; Adinetida; Adinetidae.